Aricia agestis (brown argus) is the source of this 1211-nucleotide messenger RNA. Its product is annotated as cytochrome P450 4C1-like. Lineage: Eukaryota; Metazoa; Arthropoda; Insecta; Lepidoptera; Lycaenidae. The transcript is spliced from 8 exons. The record is from RefSeq and is a predicted model, not a curated record. Gene Ontology annotation, molecular function: iron ion binding; oxidoreductase activity, acting on paired donors, with incorporation or reduction of molecular oxygen; monooxygenase activity. Bases 153 to 1211 code for a protein of 352 amino acids.
AUUGUUUAGACAAGGAUAACAUUUACAAGUUUUUACAACCUAUUUCUGGCCAAGCAAGUGUGUUUAAUACAGAGUAUGCCGUGGGUAAAGUUCGUAGGCAGGUAUUCUUGCCGUCCUACACUCCGGAGAAGUUGUCCAUCUACACUGACUCCAUGUGGCGACAGAGUGUCUGGCUGACGGAGACUCUCGCACCGUAUGUUGGCAAAGGACCCUUCCGCAUUGAACAUAUCUUAGGAGGGUUCUGUUUUGACAAUAUUAUUGGAGCAGCAGACAUCGAAGAAUUAAGAGACGAAUAUAGCUCGGUGCAGAUGUGUUUCAACUACGUGUCGUGCCUUCGACUGGUAGUCCAGAGGUGGACCAGCCUGUGGAUGCAGACAGACUUGCUGCACAGGCUGUCCAGCAACCACAGAGAAAUGGACAAGCUGUUGGCUUCACUACAUACAUACGUGUAUAGGGCACAAGAAAUGAGAAGAAACAAAUUGGCAAACUUCACUUCACAACAAACGAAAAAUAAUGUUGCCGGAGAUAACGAAAAAUUAAAACCUGGCUUGUUUGAUAAUUUGAUUAACAGUAAAUUGAGUAAAAAGGAGAUUUCUGAGGAAAUAGCGAUCAUGUUCGCCGCAUCGGACGAGUGUGGCUUAGCCAUUUUCUUUACUUUGAAGCUUCUAGCUAUGUAUCCGUCCGUACAAGACAAAGCAUUCGAAGAGCUACAAAAUGUUUUCGGCGAUUCAGACCGAUCAUUUGUGAAAGAGGACUUGACGAGGACGCCCUACCUGGAUAUGGUUAUAAAGGAAUCGCUGCGGAUUUUCUCAAUCGUACCUUUCGUUUUACGGAAAGCGCAUACUGAUACAAAACUACCAUCCGGGAGAGUGAUACCAGCUGGAGCGGGCAUCGGUAUAGCAAUAUACAGCGUGCUCCGGGAUCCGAAGUACUGGGGUCCUGAUGCAGAUCACUUCGACCCGGAGCGGUUCCUGCCGGAGCGACUGGCGACUGUUCCGGAUAUUGCCUAUAAACCCUUCAGCUAUGGACCGCGGAGUUGCCCCGGUUACAAGUUCGCACAGAACAUAAUCAAAAUAGGUCUGUGCUCGAUACUGCGGAAGUAUAAGGUGGUGGGCACACCGGCGGCCGGCCCCGUGCCUUGUAUAGCUACCAAGUACGAAAUUGCCCAGAGGCCCGUUGAUGAUCAUAUCGAGCUUGUCAGUAGAAGCUAA